AAAAAUCUGACCGCGAAGAGAGCGACGUUAGGAGAUGACGGAUAUUGUUCGAAACAUUUUACUACACACACACAAGUAACCCCUGCACACAGAGAUGAAGCCGCCAUAGCCCCAAAAGAGUUGAUAAAACUCGGGUGGUGUCGUAUGAUGGCUGACAGAUGGCUAUGGGAGAAGCUAAUGUGCGAACCAGAAGACUGACUCGCUUUCUUCACCUCGGAUCGUUAAACGGCUACCGUUCUCUCGGUCUUUGUUGGAACUCGUAGGUAGAUAUAUAUUGCUCAAGAUGGGAUCCGGAGGAAAAAACGUUACCGAACUCUUCGACCUACUCGAGUCCAACAAACUCAGAGCCGUGGAAGAGACGAAGAAAGUAUUUCAUGAUCAUUUUCUAGCUACUAAAGAUAACUGGCUCGUUAAUGGACUAUUCGAUUAUUAUCUUUCAACAAACUCUCUCCGAGCCGUUGAGGUAUUGGUCGGAGUCAAAGAACCUCACGAUAAACAUUUGCUGGACCGUCUGGCGGAGGCUCUAAUCAAGCAUAGCGGCAACGGGCAAGGUCAGCGGGUUCAAGCCCUCACACUACUCGGUCAUGUCGUCAGACGACAUCCCACAUGGAUUUACAAACUCCCCAACCAUUGCCUCUUUGAAAGACUACUUAAGCUCCUUAAGGUGGAUGGAGAAAUAUUGGCAUUGAUGAGCGCCCUGCUACUGUUGGUAACUCUACUACCGAUGCUGCCGGUAUAUCUCAAUCCAUUCCUCAACGAUAUCUUUGAAGUAUUUCCUAGACUCGCAGCGUAUCACCAUCAACAAUCAUCCUCUUUGGCUUCUUUGGCAAACUCAGCUUCAUCUUCCGCGGAUAUGGAGAGAGACAGACUUUAUCUUUUACAUCUACAGGUCGGAUUAGACAGCCUGUUCCACAGACUGUACGCUAUGUAUCCGUGCAAUUUUAUCUCCUUCUUGAAACAACACUACAGGCAACGUGAUCUGUCAGCAUUUGCACACACCGUUAGACCAAUGCUCGACUCCGUGCCGAUGCAUCCUUCGCUCGUAAUCGCAACCGAAGAAAAAGAGACUUCUGCAAGCAGGUGGAAAAAAAUGGAGCACCACGACGUCGUCGCCGAAUGCGACCGUUUUUCGCUUAACAGAACUCGAGACGAUGUGCCAAUUCACACCGGGCAUCACCCGCACUUCAUGCACACCUUGCUAGAAUCCUCUCGCUCUCAUGGACUGAUAGACGGCGGCGUAAAGUCUGUGAUAAAAAGCACGGACGAGGAGGGAUUCUGGUCGCCCAGCAUGACCAUGCCUCCCAACAGCCCUCCGCCUCACGAAACACGAUCCACACCUUCGACGCCAAAUAACAUUAGAAUCGGGGCAUCGCCACCAGAAGCAGCUGUCGAAGCAACACCUGAGACUACUCCGGUCAAGGAUUUAAGGCAGCUACCAGCUCGGCUGGCUCCUGCAAGUUCCGCUGCAGUUCGGGCUUUCACGUUUGGCAAUGGCUUGUCAAGUGAUUCUCGGCCUUCGACUCCUACCGCAAUGAAUCCCUCUUCGACUGCCGUAGUAAGCAGCGCUAGUGGCACCGUUGAUAACAAUUCAAACAGUACAAAUUCGCAUGCAAUUUUGUCUCAGAAAAUCACAAAGUUAUUCGCAGAGAGGCAGUCGAGCCAGCUCGGCCACUCUCAUGCUUCAACACCCUCUGAAUUUGAGCCGAAUAAUGACAGCUUGAGGAGCCUGCAAGACCUCGAUCCUUACGUGCCCAUGAGUGCUAACGGAGGCAACGACUACUGGCAAGAAGACCACGAGGUCCUGGAAAUAGUGAGAGACUCCCAAAAAAAUACCAUCGGCGCCCCAGAAAGCAACACCGGUUAUAUGAGCGAAGAAAAAUAUGUCGAUAGCACAUCUGCGAAGAACGCCCUGGCUGACCUCUCACGGACUGUCCAUCGUCUCCGCUUCUAUUCGCAAUGCCAGGCUCCGAUGUCUCAACAAAUAUUCCACAAUCCUAACAAGGUACGAAGAACCAACUCCUGUCCAGAAAUGCAAGUAAAAGACUGCGACAGUUUGGACAGCGCAAAAACAGCUUGCGGAGAGAUAAAGAAUGUCGAAAGGAGCACCGAAGAGGCAAGCACCCAGACGCAGGAUUUAGUUCCAUACGAACAUCUCCUAUUCGGCAUUGUAUCCAGCGGACCACCUCAUCGUGACCAGUCGAGUAAAUCUAGUUUGGAUUCCUGUCUUCUGCCUAACUAUAUGGUGGACCGCUACAUCCAGGCUUGUGCCAGAAUCAACCAUUACGGAGAAUACAGUAAACCGACAAAGGGGAACGGCAAACACAAACAACUGAGGCCAAAAAAGAAGGGUACGGAGGACGACGCGUCGUCCGAACUUGCGGAGGACGACGGUGUAGAUCACAUAGUUCAUAUGGAUUUAGAUAGCGGUAAUCAGCUGUUGCAGCUCACGCAAAUGCAAUUACAAUUCGAACGGCAACGCAGGGAAGUGCACGCGGAACGCAACCGAAGAUUGCAAGGAAAGUUGCGGGACUCUCAGGCCCUCGAGGAAGACAACUCCGCGCUGAGGGACCGCUUGAGGAUCCUCGAAGCGGAGGGCGAAGAUCUGAAGGCCGAGCUCGAGCGGACGAAAAAGGAGGCGCGUCAGGCGGAGAAGAGGCAUCUGGAGACCCACAGCUAUCUGCAGAUGCAGUGCGCUGAGGAACAGCAACGGUCGCGCGACUUGGACAGACUCGCUGAGGUCCUCAAACUGGAGCUCGAAGAGGAACGGGCCAAGGUCGCUCAAGGACUUCGGGAUAUUCGCGCCGCUGAGGCGGCCCUCUUCGACGCCGCGCACCACCUUAAAGGCGCGUUGAAGGCCGCCAAUCAGGGUAAAUUGCUGAAGUGCGCUCUGGACGCGUUGCAGAAGCGCUUCCUGCUGCUCGGCGAGGUCCAGUUGAAACUGCAAGAGAGAACGGUCGGUCCGACGACGAUGGCGAGACAGGAAGCCGCCCAGAUUCAGAGAGCCUACGCGGAGGAGAUAUCGAGCCUGCGACGCCAAGUGGAGUCCAGGACUUCGCUCGUCGAAGCGCUGAAGGCGCGCCUGGUGGAGCUGGAGGGCGGAGAGGCGCAGCGGGAAGCGUUGCUGAACGAGCAGCACCAGCUCCUGCAGGAGGUUAAGGAGCGCCACGAAGCGGAGCUCGAGGCCCUGGAGUCCAAGUACAAAGCGCAGCGGGCGAUCAAUCUACACCUCGAAGAACGCGUACUGGAGCUCCUCGGCUCUCUGGAGGACAAGAGCUCCACGGUGAACGCCUACGCGACUAACACCGUCUCCUCGGCUUCCCCCAAGGAGCGAUCUCCCCCGCUGUCCGUCAGCCUGGCCUCCUCCAGCGAAGGGAGCCUGGCGUUCAUGCACUCCGGGGGAGGCACAGGAAUCGUUAUGAGCGACUGCUGUGACCCGGCCGGGGAGAUAACGAAUCUUCAGGCGAUCGUCGACCCCGGACCGAGUCCGUCGCACACGGGGCAAACGCAGCAGCGCCAACCCUCUGCUUGAUAAAAAGGAGCGACGAUAAACGAAGAAGGAUUACGUAACAUAGCCUCUCUCUUCCCUUGUCCUUGCAUCCGCACUUUGUCGGUUGUACAACGAUGCGGUUGAAAUGAAGAAUAUCUUUUAUAGCUUCUAACGAUUAAUCAUGAUUCCUGAAAAAAAAGUCAGUGUGUAUAACGAUAAUUAUCGAGUAGAGACCAAGAUGUUCUUUGCUGAACGUUUAAACUGAGGGGGAGGGGGAACGAAGAAUCGGAUCGAAUUGAGAAACGUUAGUGCGAAUAUCCCGUUUGUUGGAUUACGACGGGUUGGAAUAUCUCUGAGCCUCGAUCGAACCGGUUCCCAUUGUCGAAUUCAGUCUGAAUAAAAAAAAAAUGAAAUAUUUUGUGAGCAAUCUUAUAACGAAUGAUAAUUUUUCUUCGAACCAACCCUGUCAUCUCCCCGUUGACCAAGGUACAACUUUAGCCUCGUCCCGAGCAGCUACUGCCCGAUCUAAUCCUAGAGAAUUAACAGAAAACUCAAAUUUCAUCUUUUGCCGUAGAGUGAACUGGUCAAAAUUGAACAAGCCUUUUUCUCAGCUAACUGCUGUUGCGGAAAAAGGAAUCAUCGUCAAUGAAAAAUAAAAACAAUAAAUAAAUAAAACUAUAUUAAUAAAUUGUCCCGAGCGCGUGAAUGUCAGCUUGAGCUUUUCGAUUACUGGUGAUGAGAGGAAAAAAAACUAAAGAAAAAAAAUAAAAGAGAAAAAAAAAAGGUGGUGAAUCAGAAUGAGUAAAUGCGGCGCUACGAGUAUAAAAAAUAAACAAAAUAUAUUAAUACACAUGUAUAUACAAAAAUUAAUUUAUAUAAUACUGAAUGUAUAUUAAACAUCUAAUGGAUGUAUACGUACGUAAAAUAAAAAAAUGUCCAACGACGCUAAUAGGUAAUCGUUACGCUAUCAUGUACAUAAAAAUUCAUUCACAGAUUGCAACUACGUUGUGACAAAUAUAUUGUAUUAUAUAGCAAUAAAGAUUAAUUGACAGCA
Molecule: messenger RNA, 4541 nt
Organism: Athalia rosae (coleseed sawfly)
Lineage: Eukaryota; Metazoa; Arthropoda; Insecta; Hymenoptera; Athaliidae
Gene: Tsc1
Product: hamartin
Exons: 15
Coding region: 284-3529 (1081 amino acids)
Biological process (GO): negative regulation of cell population proliferation; negative regulation of TOR signaling; regulation of cell cycle
Cellular component (GO): TSC1-TSC2 complex
Source: RefSeq, a predicted model, not a curated record